UCUUUCAAUUUGCACUUCAGGUUUGGGCACACACCCCUCCCGAUGCACACACACCCCUUUUCCUCUGGGGGCAUGGGAAUUCCUUGCCACGCCCCGGGCGUGACUUUUUGUCAACUUUUCAGUUUCCGCCCCUUUGAUGGUGAGAUCCGGAUCGUCGCCAUCUCUUUAUUGGCCCCUCCAGCCGCUUACCCCUUACCUGACCAGGUCUUUGGAGCGGAAAGGGUUUCCCCUCAAUUUCCAGAAGAGAUGGGGAGCAGAAGAGGGGAGGAAUCUCGCUUUUGAGAAAUACGUGUUUAAGGUUCAGUGCAGUGUUCUGAUGAAAACAAAAGGGGAACCUGAUUUGAGAUCAAUUCUUGGAGAACACAAAGAAGUGUGGUGGUAUGUUCCAGGGUUGAACCAGCUGCCCUUUGACCCUGCCAACAACAACGAGCCCCUGCAGUUUGGCAGUACCAGUGGCCCUCUGGUCACAGAAGGCCUCAUUGAGAAUGGAGGGGAGUCAAGCAAGAAAAGAAAGAGAACAAAUGCUCCUUCAGCUGAUAAUAGUAGAACUCUGAAUGUGGAUUCCACUGCAAUGACACUACCUAUGUCUGAUCCAACUGCAUGGGCCACAGCAAUGAAUAAUCUUGGAAUGGCACCGCUGGGAAUUGCCGGACAACCAAUUUUACCUGACUUUGAUCCUGCUCUUGGAAUGAUGACUGGAAUUCCACCAAUAACUCCAAUGAUGCCUGGCCUGGGAAUAGUACCUCCUCCAAUUCCACCAGAUAUGCCAGUAGUAAAAGAGAUCAUACACUGUAAAAGCUGCACACUCUUCCCUCCAAAUCCAAAUCUUCCACCUCCUGCAACCCGAGAACGACCACCAGGAUGCAAAACAGUAUUUGUGGGCGGCCUGCCUGAAAAUGGUACAGAGCAGAUCAUCGUGGAAGUGUUUGAGCAGUGUGGAGAGAUCAUUGCUAUUCGGAAGAGCAAAAAAAACUUUUGUCACAUUCGCUUUGCUGAGGAGUACAUGGUGGACAAAGCCCUUUAUCUUUCUGGUUACCGCAUUCGCCUGGGCUCUAGCACUGACAAAAAGGACACAGGCAGGCUUCAUGUUGAUUUUGCACAGGCUCGAGAUGACCUGUAUGAGUGGGAAUGCAAACAGCGUAUGCUUGCAAGAGAGGAACGCCACCGUAGAAGGAUGGAAGAAGAAAGGUUGCGCCCACCAUCCCCACCUCCAGUGGUCCACUAUUCAGAUCAUGAAUGUAGCAUUGUUGCUGAAAAACUAAAAGAUGAUUCCAAAUUCUCAGAAGCCGUGCAGACCUUGCUCACCUGGAUUGAGCGAGGAGAGGUGAACCGUCGCAGCGCCAACAACUUCUACUCCAUGAUCCAGUCGGCCAACAGCCACGUCCGCCGCCUGGUGAAUGAGAAAGCUGCCCAUGAGAAAGACAUGGAAGAAGCAAAGGAGAAGUUUAAGCAGGCCCUUUCUGGAAUUCUCAUUCAAUUUGAGCAGAUAGUAGCUGUGUACCAUUCUGCAUCCAAACAAAAGGCUUGGGACCACUUCACAAAAGCCCAGCGUAAAAACAUCAGCGUUUGGUGUAAACAAGCUGAGGAAAUUCGCAACAUACAUAAUGAUGAAUUAAUGGGAAUCAGGCGAGAAGAAGAAAUGGAGAUGUCUGAUGAUGAAAUAGAAGAAACAACAGAAACAAAAGAAACUGAGGAAUCAGCCUUAGUAUCACAGGCAGAAGCUCUGAAAGAAGAAAAUGACAGCCUCCGUUGGCAGCUUGAUGCCUACCGGAAUGAGGUGGAACUGCUAAAGCAAGAACAAGGCAAAGCCCACAGAGAAGAUGACCCAAACAAGGAACAGCAGCUGAAACUCCUGCAGCAAGCCCUGCAAGGAAUGCAACAGCAUCUACUUAAACUCCAAGAGGAAUACAAAAGGAAAGAAGCUGAACUUGAAAAAAUCAAAGAUGACAAGUUACAGGUGGAAAAAAUGUUGGAAAAUCUUAAAGAAAAGGAAAGCUGUGCCUCUAGACUGUGUGCAUCGAGCCAGGAUAGUGACUACCCUCUGGAGAAGACCCUGAACAGCUGUCCUAUCAAAUCUGAACGCGAAGCACUGCUAGUGGGGAUUAUCUCCACAUUCCUUCAUGUCCACCCAUUUGGAGCAAGCAUUGAAUAUAUCUGCUCCUACUUGCACCGUCUUGAUAAUAAGAUCUGUACCAGUGAUGUGGAAUGUCUCAUGAGCCGACUCCAGCAUACCUUCAAGCAGGAAAUGACUGGAGUUGGAGCCAGUCUGGAGAAGAGAUGGAAAUUCUGUGGCUUUGAGGGCUUGAAACUGACCUGAAUCCCUUUGCCUGACAACCUGGGAUCCUGAAAAUAAAUGUGUGUUGGACAAGCUUAGAAAGUGAUUUGUAUUUUCACUGGUUUUCAAGUGGAAAUUGCUUUAAAUUUCUCAAUCCAUUCCUGGAAUAUCUUUUGAGUUAAAAUAAGGAUCCUAGAGCAGCACCUCAAGCUACAGGCCCUAUAAAGAAAUUGACUCAAACCUCAAGUGCUGUAACUUCCUCCUUUUCUGUCAAUUGGUUGUCUCUUUUUAUUAGUAGUAUUUAAAAAGGCCUGAGGCUACAGAGUAUUUGGGGUGUUUUCAGUGUCUGUACUACUGUUGUAGACUUUAGUAUUUUUUAAACACUGUUAACUGAAAUGUUUUGAUGAUUUAUAUGUGAUUUGUGUUUCAGAACUUCUCUUCACAUUAAUGUUGCUACUGGUGAGAGGAAUGAGAGGAGCACUAGGGACUCCAUAACUGACAUUGUCUUUCCAAUUCCCAGUAGGCCACAUACAAAUUACAGAAAAUAAUAUAACAGACACCUUCAUGCCUACCACGAAGAUAAAAAAGAUGUAAAUAGUUUGUCUUACGGAGUUCUAAAAAAGAAAGAACAAAAGAACAAAAGAGAUGAAACAUUACUGUUACAGGUAAAGCCCCACUUUCAACCUUUCCCCUUUCCUUACCCUUCCAUAGAGAGAGUCACUUUCCUAAAGUUGAUGUUUACUAAUCAGCUGCUUGGCUUUGCACAUUUACUAUAAAAAUGUAUGUCCAUAAA
Physeter macrocephalus (sperm whale) is the source of this 3068-nucleotide messenger RNA. It is a transcript of the gene ENOX2, whose product is annotated as ecto-NOX disulfide-thiol exchanger 2. The transcript is spliced from 16 exons. Lineage: Eukaryota; Metazoa; Chordata; Mammalia; Artiodactyla; Physeteridae. The record is from RefSeq and is a predicted model, not a curated record. Gene Ontology annotation, biological process: ultradian rhythm. Bases 137 to 2317 code for a protein of 726 amino acids. Gene Ontology annotation, molecular function: oxidoreductase activity; RNA binding. Gene Ontology annotation, cellular component: plasma membrane; external side of plasma membrane.